This is a messenger RNA of Varanus komodoensis (Komodo dragon), 3159 nucleotides long. It is a transcript of the gene GPLD1, whose product is annotated as glycosylphosphatidylinositol specific phospholipase D1. The transcript is spliced from 26 exons. Gene Ontology annotation, cellular component: extracellular matrix; extracellular region. NCBI's taxonomy places the organism in Eukaryota, Metazoa, Chordata, Lepidosauria, Squamata, Varanidae. Bases 312 to 2822 code for a protein of 836 amino acids. Gene Ontology annotation, molecular function: GPI anchor phospholipase D activity. The record is from RefSeq and is a predicted model, not a curated record.
CUGUGAGUGAGCAACUGCAGGCAUGCAAUAACAACCUCAUCUAGAAAAGGUCUGGGCAUGCUUUCUCAGGAAUCAAUGAAAAAUGAAGUAUUAUGUUUCAACUGGGCUUAUUCUUGUCUCUAAAACAAAACAAUUCAUCAGCCGAUGCAGAGAAAUGGGAAAACAUGCCAUUUCAAACAUGAGAGUUUUAGCACGUGUGCCAGUGGUAUAUUUGAAUAAGCAACACACCGUAGCCCGCAUUUCAAAGGUCACAGUUGCCCUAUCGACAAUAUUUGGAGCAACCAUGCCUUGCAGCCUAGAAUAGUAGCAGCAUGGACGCUUUCAAGAUUUUCUCUGUUCUGGCUGUAUUUUGUGCAUCUUGCCAGAGAGCUACACCAUGUGGCCUGUCAACACACAUUGAAAUAGCUCACAGAGCUUUAGAAUUUUUCACGGUACAAGAAGAAAAUGUUGACUAUCGUAAGUUAUUACUUACCCACCAAGAUGCAUUUCAGGCUGGAAACCUUUAUCCUGAUGCCUUUUAUUCUGGUAUCUGCAGGAAUGGAAUAUACCAUCAAGUAUCUGAAGACACGCACUGGGCACCAUUUCUCAAAGCCAGCAUUCACUACAUUAGAAAGAAUUAUCCACUGCCCUGGGAAGAGGCUACAGAGAAACUGGUUGCUUUCCUGUUUGGAAUUGCUUCUCAUAUGGUGGCAGAUGUGAGCUGGCAUAGCUUGGGCAUUGAACAAGGAUUUCUCCAGGCCAUGGCAGCAAUUGAUUUUCAUGGCUCAUAUUCAGAAGCUCAUGCUGCUGGUGAUUUUGGAGGAGAUGUGUUAAGCCAGUAUGAGUUUGAUUUUAGUUAUUUGAACUCCAGCUGGUAUGUACCUGUGCAGGAUUUAUUGUCAAUUUAUGAGAAGUUUUACGGCCGGGUAAUGAUAACUGAAGAUGCUAUUGUUGAGUGCACAUACCUGCAGCUUCUUGAAUUGUAUGGUGAAGUUGCUGCUGUCGCCAAGCUGUACCCCUUCUAUGCCAGGAAGUCGCCAUUUUUGGUGGACAAAUUCCAAGAUUAUUUUCUGGGUGGUGUGGAUGAUAUGGCAUUUUCAUCGAAUAAUAUUUUCCAAUUAACAAGUCAUAUGUUAACAAGUGGGACCAGUGAUUGCUUUAUUCCAGAGAAUCCUCUGUAUAUUCAGUGUAAAAAUGAGCAAAUGAUUACUGUUGGGAUCAAACAGUCUCAGACGGAGCACAACAAAAAAUUAACAUCUUCUCUGACCCAAUCAGUUGCAAAGAAUGUUAACAAUACAGAGAGAGGAGUUUAUUUGGACAUACCCCCUGUGGCUGCAAAUUAUCUUCAGUUCAGGAAUAGUGCCACUGUGAAGAAUUUGAGGGGACUGUUGGAAAUCACAGGGCAGUUGUCCUCUAAGCACAUCACCAAACCCAGUGCUUCAUAUUUUCUGAAAACAGCAUAUGCAAAACUUGGCUGGGCAAUGACUUCAGCUGACCUGAACCAGGAUGGAUAUGACGACUUAAUAGCUGGAGCCCCAGGCUACAGCCAGCCAGGACACAUUCAGAGGGGCAGUGUCUACAUUAUAUAUGGUAAUGAGUCAGGUUUGCCUCAUGCAGACUUGGACCUGGACGAGCAAGCAGAUGAAAUACUAGAAGGGAUUACGCCUUCGGGAAGGUUUGGUUCUGCCUUAACAGUUCUGGACUUCAAUGAGGAUGGUGUACUGGAUCUUGUGGUGGGAGCACCAUCUGUAGGAUCACAGCGGCUCACUUAUGCGGGUUCUGUGUAUAUAUUUUUUGGCAAGAGAGAAAGAAGACAUCUUCACAGCCUACCAAAUAUUACCAUAAUGUGUAAUGAACUCUACUGUAAUCUUGGCUCAUCACUGCUGGCAGCUGAUGUUGAUGGGGAUGGAAAGAACGAUCUUCUAGUUGGCUCUCCUUAUGCACCUGGUGGUGGAAAACAAAGAGGAUGUGUGGCUUCCUUUUACUCAUCUUUCAACAGAAGCGACGAAGGCACACUGCUCUUAUCAGAUGCUGACUGGAUAGUGAGAGGAGAAAGGGAUUAUUCCUGGUUUGGUUCAUCCCUCGCGAGUAUCCAGGUUCAGAAUAAGACCAUGUUGCUUAUUGGCAGUCCUUCUUGGAAGAGCUGUAAAAGUCUAGGUUGUUACCUCUCACAAGAUACCAAGCAGGCUGUUGGAAGGGUGUAUGGCUACUUCCCACCAAGCACACAAAGCUGGUUUACUUUAUCUGGAGAUGAGGACAUGGGAAAAUUUGGUUCAUCUUUGGCUACUGGUUUCCUAUUGGUGGAAGGUAUCCCUAGACAAGUGUUUGUAGUUGGUGCACCAACACAAGGAAGCACAUCCAGGGUGGUUUUUAUAUCCUCGGUGCUGCAUCAAGCAGGAGCUGCUCUGAUGUAUGGCUUGACGGAGAGGGGCGAGCCUUACGUGCUCAGCACAUUCAAUGGGGAUAGGCGAUUUUCCCGCUUUGGAGGAGAUGUGCACUUACAUGACCUGAACAACGAUGGACUUGAUGAAAUCAUUAUGACAUCACCUCUUCGAAGUAAGGAUGUAGUGCCUGUAUUCGAUGACCAAGAGGCUGCACGUGUUUACAUAUACAGUGGAAACCAAACCACCUCUGGUAAUGUGACAAACCACUGCUCAUCAUGGAGUUCCCCUUGUCCAGAAGACUGGGCGCAGUAUGUCAUAGUUUCUCCUGAGGAGAGAUCAAGAUUUGGGAGUGCUGUGAUUACACUAAAAUCUGGACAAAAGAAUACAGUGGUAGUAGCUGCUCAGAGAAGUUCAUUAAAAGCACGGCUUAGUGGAAGACUUUUUCUCUACACCUUUUAAUUGCAGCACUAUGCAUUGUCUCUUUUCAAAGGUUCACUUUGGAAAUGUAAAGCUAAUGUAUCUUCUCUUGGAUUAACAUGUGAAAACUUUUUAACGAUUGAGUGCAGAGAUCCACCAGUAAAAUUAGCAUCACUGUUUAAAUGUGCAUCCUUAAAUAACAAAUGAAAAUGCUUGUAAAAAAUUCUUUUGUAACUUCUGACCAUAAGCAGUUUCAGCUGAAAAUUCCUAUCACAUACAGUGUCUUACUUUAAGGCAUUUAUCGCAGUUUAGAACAUGGGAGAAAAAAGCCCAAAUGAAUCCCGAAAAUGCAGUUAUACAAGAAAUAGAGAUGUCUCAC